CGCCGAAGGGCGGAGAAAGGCUUUCUUCCCGAGACUUCGGCCCGAGCGCCGGCGCGGCCCCUCAGCGGGCGAACGCACCUGAACGCGGGGGCGUCCCAGUGCGCGUGCGCGGCAAGGGGCUUCCCGCACCUGAUCGCGAGACCCCAACGGCCAGCGGCUGGAAGCUUCGCCUGUGCGCGCGGCCGAGGGGACCUAGUUGUGGAGCUAGUCAUGGCGCAGCUGUGCGGGCCGAGCCCGUGCCGGGCGCUCCUCGCCCUGCUGUCAGCGCUGCUCCUCGUCGGGGCCGAAGCGGCCGACGGAGAGCGCGACGUCCACGACUUUUGCCGAGUUCCAAAGGUAGUGGGAAGAUGCCGGGCCUCCAUGCAGAGGUGGUGGUACAAUGCCACUGGCGGAUCCUGCCAGCAGUUUGUAUAUGGAGGCUGUGGUGGGAACGACAAUAAUUACCUGACCAAGGAGAAGUGUCUUGAGAAAUGUGCUGAUGUCACAGAUAACAUCAUUGAUGGUCUGGCCACCAGCAAGAAUGGAGCAGAUUCCUCUAUCCCAAGUGCUCCUAGAAGUCAGAAUUUUGAUGACUCCUCCAGCGAUAUUUUGAACUACGAAGAAUACUGCAAUGCCAAGGCGGUCACUGGGCCUUGCCGCGCAUCCUUCCUACGCUGGUACUUUGAUGCCGAGAAGAACUCCUGUGGUAACUUUAUCUAUGGAGGGUGCUGGGGCAAUAAAAACAACUAUCUCUCCAAGGAGGCGUGCAUGAGCCGCUGUUUCGGCAAGCAGCUCUAUCCUGUCCUGCCCCGCAGCACUAAAGUGGUGGUCCUGGCGGGGCUGUUCGUGAUGGUCCUGAUCCUCCUGCUGGGAGCCUCCGUGGUCUGCCUGAUCAGGGUGGCGCGGAGAAACCAGGAGCGCGCCCUCCGCACUGUCUGGAGCUCUGAGGAUGAUAAGGAGCAUCUGGUGAAGAACACAUAUAUGCUAUGAUUGCCCAGUCGCCAAGAGGCUGCCCCUCUUCAGGAUGCAGGACCCCCUGUUGAUGGAGAGAACCUGGGGGUGGGGGCAAGUAUAGAAUGUGUGUGUGCUUUUUAAUAGAGUGAUUGAUUUGUAUUUUUGCAAUCAUUAGGGCUUUUGGUCUGUUUGUUAUUUCAGAAGUUAAGAGGGCUUCCUGGCCUCAGACCAGAGUCAGGUUCUCUUUGAUUUCUUUACUCCAGGUAUAAUUUUCUUUGUUUAUAUUGAAGCCUUUUGCCUCCUUUCCCACCACCAUAGAAGUGAUGUUUUAAUAGUUUCCUUUGUUUGUUUGAUUUGUGAGGUUUGUUUGUUUUUUUUAAGUAAGCAGAAACGAAAGUUUUUUAUUAGAAUUCUGAAAGGAAGAGAGUAAAAUGUACAAGUUCAAUAAAAAGGGCCUUCCCUUUUAAAAUAAA
Miniopterus natalensis is the source of this 1406-nucleotide messenger RNA. It is a transcript of the gene SPINT2, whose product is annotated as serine peptidase inhibitor, Kunitz type 2. Lineage: Eukaryota; Metazoa; Chordata; Mammalia; Chiroptera; Miniopteridae. The record is from RefSeq and is a predicted model, not a curated record. Gene Ontology annotation, molecular function: serine-type endopeptidase inhibitor activity.